AUGCCUUUCGCACCUGAUGAUCUUAGCGACGCCAGCAACAAAGCAUCGGCUGUCUCCCACCAGAUCUUCGAGGAGGCGGGAGCCGGCAGUAGCCGCUCUGACUGGACGCCUUUGUUUAAGCAUGAGAUACGAUUCGACCCGGUCAUAUUUGACCAGGUGAUGCUAAAUUUGAUCCGCAACCCGAAUAUCAACUCCUCCUGGCUUUUUCGAGCCGACAUUCUGCUGGACCAGGUCGCUGGCUCAGAAGUCUCUGAUGUUUCGUUCGACGGCCAGCCACCGGUCCCAGGCUUCUCAGGGCUCAAGGAAACCCGGCGUUUAGUUCGUCGGAUGAUCCCUCGCAAUGAGCUGCGAGAUAAGCCUCUCGAUCAGACCUGUGUCUUUUACCAGGGUUCCACGCCGCAAGGCUUGCAGCGGUCUCUGAUCACUUACCUUCCACACUCUAAGUCAGAGUCUGAUAUUCCCUAUUAUCAUCCAGCCGUGCGAGGCAUCGCCUUUCUGCAUGAUUGGGAUCCGGGACAUUCUCGUGGCACCAUCUCUAUCAGCUACUGCCUCUUUGAUGGGAGCGAGCGAGAUGAGAAGCUCUCGAGGACGGCACUCAACCUGCUGAGGGUUUUGCACAGGCACGGCCACGGCCAAGCGGAUGGCUAUAAAAAGCGUGUUCACCACGAUGUACUGGUUCCACAGGUGGCACUUCAGAACAGGUACGCUACUUUGAAAAAGAAGUACGCUCGGUCCCUUGUUGAGGGAUGGGAGGAGGUCACUGACCCCGGCAAACAUGUCUUUGAGGAUAUCUGUAUUGCGGCCUUCCUCAUCGAACUGUGGGAGGAAAUGUACAAGGACUCCGAGUUCCCUGGCUGGGUAGACAUUGGCUGUGGCAAUGGCCUCCUCACCUACAUCUUGAACAGUGAGAACUACCCUGGAUGGGGGUUCGAUGCGCGGGCAAGAAGGUCAUGGCCAAAGUACAGCACUGAAGUCCGAGUCCGGAAUCCAACCGACAGCUUUGUAGAGCGACAGUCAUUGGAGACACGCGUACUCCUGCCAUCUGUCGUGGGUGGUGCGCAACCAGGCGGCGAGGAUAUGCCCCAUGAUGGGUUGAUCCACGAUGGAGUCUUUCCUCCCAAGACAUUCAUAAUCUCGAACCACGCCGAUGAGCUCACACCGUGGACACCCAUCCUGGCGAGACUCUCGGACUGCCCAUUCAUCAUGAUUCCAUGCUGUAGUCACAACUUGACAGGUGCCAGAUUCCGCGCUCCACCACCAAAGGACAAGGCAGAGUCACCAUCCGCGUACAACUCCCUUUGCGCCUGGGUUGUUGAGAUCGCAAAGGACUGUGGCUGGAAGGUCGAGAAGGAGAUGCUGCGCAUCCCAAGCACGAGAAACACAGCAUUUGUGGGUCGAAGCUUGGCCGAAAAUGCGGAUUUCGAUGUGCAGGCCGUCUUGGAGAAGUAUGGCGGAACGCAAGGGUUCUACGAGAACGUCAUCAAGCUGCUCAAGGCAUCGGCUCGCGGUCACUAG
Diaporthe batatas is the source of this 1515-nucleotide messenger RNA. RefSeq names its product tRNA (uracil) methyltransferase. Gene Ontology annotation, molecular function: tRNA (uridine) methyltransferase activity. Lineage: Eukaryota; Fungi; Ascomycota; Sordariomycetes; Diaporthales; Diaporthaceae. Bases 1 to 1515 code for a protein of 504 amino acids. The transcript has a single exon. Gene Ontology annotation, biological process: tRNA methylation. The record is from RefSeq and is a predicted model, not a curated record.